CAUAUAAGUUUAGUGCUCAACAUGGAAUCUCUCACCAACUCAUCAACCCAUCCUAAUCGCGUAUUCACAUUGUUUCUUCACUACACCCGUCUUCAUGUGCCCCUACUCUUCCUCCGACUACUCCCGCUCCCGCCCGCUCCAUCCUCUCGCAGAGCAACGUGAACGUGCAUUAGCUCUGCAUUACCAGCAGCACCUUGGGAAUCAGCCCACCCCAAAUGUUCUCCAUACCCCAGAGUACGAUGAGUUUUCCAACCAGCAGCGCAUGAUGCGCAUCCGAGAUGUCCUGCGUACCCGUAUGCCAGAGGAUGGGAAGAAGGAUUUUUACACCGGGUUCCCGUCCUACUGUUGCAGGGCCUGCCAGUUAGCUGAAAUCCUGCAGGACCACGCUAUCCGCGAUCGUGAACGCGAGGCCAGUAUCCGAAAGUGGCAGAAUUUUGCUGCUUUCCACGCUCAACUCGAGGAGGAACAACUCUUUGCCCGCCACCGCGCAAAUGCUGAGAACUUCCUGGCAGAAGCCGAGACCUUCCUUGAUCCUGCCCCAGCUUCCACCUCCAAGGUCCCUAUCCAGGACGAGCCUUCGCUCAAGGACAUGUUUAUGGCAGAGCUCCGUCUUAUGGCAGAAUACCGGGCUGAAGUGCGCGAUACACUCCAGUCGAUCCUUGCCUGUCUCUCUGAAGGCACUUCGACCGAAGCACCUGUCAAACGUGAUCCCGUACCAUCACCUGCCGCCCAGACUGCUGACCCUACGCCUGUCAACGUCAACAGGGAGGAAACCACAACUUCCCAGGAAGGAAAAGGAAAAGUCAAGGAGUUUCCUGACUCUGACACCGAAGAGCCUUCUGCAUCUCCAGCCAAGGUCGCCUCUUCCCUUUCCCAAAUCACUUCCGUUGCCUCCCGUCUUGAUACCCUCCUCGCUGACUUCCAUUUCCCUGCCGAGCUCGAUUUCUCUCCUUCGCAGUCGCCGUCCCCAGUUUACUCAGCCCUCGAUACCGCUGAUGUAUUCGCAUUGACCUACACCCCGAUUAACGCACCUCUCCGUGCUCAGGAGCAUGCGCUUUCGUUACUCCUCACAGACUUGGACAACGUCCCCAGCUUCGGAUCACAGGUAGUGAGAGGCGCAAGGCGCGCAGUUGUGGCUCGCGUAAAGCAAGCUCUGGAAGAGCUUGAGAAAGGCGUGGAGGAGCGAAGGAGCCGUGCCCACGCCAGGAAGGCAGACUCUGUUAUUGCGCCUGUUUACGCAAUGUAGGUCAGCCUGUCGGAGCCGGGGAAUGUUUACCUCUGCGGUCUUGCGCACAAGUGCCCGUUGUAGAUGAAGUUCCCACCACGGCCUUUGUUCCUGCAGUCCCGGUGGAAGCCUUAUGAGCAGCAGAAUGGGUGGUGCAGUAUUGACCGAGGUAUGAUGGUCUUAUUUUGACUCUGGUGUUUCUUCAAGUGACACUUAUGUUCUACGUCUUACUCUUUGUGUUUCAUAUUCGCUCUUUUUAACUACUGUACUCCAGUAUGUAUGAUGAUC
Molecule: messenger RNA, 1513 nt
Organism: Suillus clintonianus
Lineage: Eukaryota; Fungi; Basidiomycota; Agaricomycetes; Boletales; Suillaceae
Exons: 2
Coding region: 95-1246 (383 amino acids)
Molecular function (GO): protein-folding chaperone binding
Source: RefSeq, a predicted model, not a curated record